CCGCAGCGUGCAACGUUCGUCAAAUAGCUCCGUGGCUCAAGCAAGCUUGCCGAAACUGUUCGACGAAGAUUUUGUUCGGUCAUUUUUGUUUUGGGUUUUUUUGGGUUUUUUUUGUAAAUUCUUAGCGACUGCAGCAAUUCUCUUGUCAAACAUACAAACCGGACAAUCUACAAGCGCAAAAUUGGGGCAAAUUGAGCUGGGCAUUUGUGUGUGUGGAGACUCUUAGAAGAACAAUUUUGUGGUUAAGGUAAAAAGGCGAAUGCUGCAGGACACCAUGGAAUUACUCUGGCGAGUCUGCGUAACGUGGAUAAUGUCGCUGCUUUUCGUCCACUCGGCAUUCUCAACAAGUAAGGUUCUGUAUUCCUGUACUUUUGAAGAUGUUUCCAGUUGCUGGUUGAACGUGGAAGCAGCACGGUUGACCUGGAUGAUUGGAGGUCACCGGACUGACCCGAGUGGUCAAGGGCCACCCGCUGACCACACCUGGGGCACCGAAGUGGGUAAAUAUGUUUACACCAGGUCUGAAGACAAGGUGGUAGGCACGCCACUGGUUCGGAAGCUGACCUCGGCACACUUUCAACUCGCCAUCGGUGAGGGCGUGCUCUCCUUCUACUUCUUCCUGUGGGGGUCCCCCGGCAACACUUUGAACGUAUACGCCGAGUGCAACAGCGACAUGUCGCUGAUCUGGGGCUAUGGGUCUUCGACUGGUCUGAUGAACAGCUGGACAAGAGCAGAAGCGCUGGUACUCUGCAACGACAGCUUCACGAUUAUCUUCCAAAGCAUUCACAACUUCAACAACAGUUUCAUUGCUGUGGACGACAUCACUUUGAACGGCAAAGAAACAGAUUCUCUCGUGUCAGUGAAAACACCUACGACCGGUACAAAUGUUGCGACAGAGGAUGUCGUGAAAGAGCCCUCUGUGACCCCUGACGUGACCUCCGAGUCGCCGCAGGUUCACAUGAAUACUAUGCCGACUGGUGGCGUUUACAACCAGCCUCAAGGUACAAUGACGUUGUCCAUAAUCCUGUUUCUUCUGGCCCUGCUGUUCAUGAUUGUCAGCCUCACCGUGCAUUGCUACAUCUGGCACAAGAGGAAGAAAUGUGCUGUGAGGAUGAGAACAAAGCAAAUAAACGUACACAACUCUGGCUACAGCUGCCCAGUUCACAGCACACACCUCCCCAAAGUGGUCGUGCAUAGUGAAGAUUACAAGAUGCCGACGACCAGGAAAUCAGAGCUGAAGCACGGCCUGCAAGCCGAGAAGCCGUCCGUCAAGAGCACCGAGAGCGGGACUGUGGCGAACGGUGGGCUCCCGAGCAGCAUUGCUCUGCCCAUCCUGCGAGGCCGCAGCAAAACGGUGCCCAAUAAACGGAGCUUUGAGCAUUACGAGGCCAUCGAGAUGGGCAGCGACAGCGACGAGGACAGUGAGAAGGGCAAGAGAGUGCUGAGUGCCACUGGGAACAAAAGGAAGAAGGGGUUCGUCGGGAAGGCUCGCCACUUCACCCGCAGCAACUCCCUGCCCACCUCCCCGGGAAACGAUUUUUACGAGUCCAUCGACCACAGCCGCAUCAACCCGGCUCCCUUGGCCUACCAAGUGACCGAUCUCCUGCCCAGCCUAUCCAGCACAAACACCCUGGUGGAUGAACUUCAAGACACCCGCUCUUCCAUUGGUUCCAUCCCUAGCAUCCAGAGCAACCAUCUCAAGCCGCCCAUGCUGUAUGACAACUUGGAAAGGAAGUCCCCCCUGCUGUCACAACCGUCCCGCCACUCUCCCACCAGCAGCAACUACACGCCUCCGUCUCUCCUGAACCUGUCCGGGUCGCAGUGCAACGUGGCGUCGCUCUACGACACAGUGUCGACCUCCCAGGCCGAUGCCUCCUCCCUCUCGUCGUACGACACGCCCACUGUCCACAUGGACUCCUCGCCACAGGUCAAUCCUUUCUUUCAGUCAGUGCAGCCAAGCGAGAUGUACAACGCGCUCAACCGGCAUCCUAGGCCUAACACGCCGCCGGUCAUCGGGGAUGGAUCGCUUACCCCAAGCCCGCCUUCACCGGCGGUGUUCCGGCCAUCGGCCUACCAGAUGCCACAACCGAAGCCCAAGGACUGCCCCCCUCAGCAAAAUGAGUAUCACACGCUUGAUCCGGACGCGAUAUCUGAUACCAGUUUCGAGAAGCCAGUGUCGGUGGACAGUGAAACGGCUUACGAAAGUCCUCAGACUAAAACACUUCAACAAGUGAAAAGCGAGUCAAGUCACGACUACGAGGACUUAGACUGAGCAACUUGCCUUUCCCUCUGUGUUAUCUCUGAAUGGAUGCAUUCCUGAGAUUCAGUUGAUGUAAUGCCAAUGACUAUGAAAUUCAGUAGUUUCAAAGAUGGCAGAUAAGUCAACCAGAAGUGUAUGUAUAGUUCAAACGCACAAAGCAGCUCAAUUUUGUGAGUUCGGUUUUUAAAUUUUAAAGAUUUGUACACAGAUGAACACCGUAAUUUUUUGUAAAAUGCGCACCUUGACGAAUGUUUUUGUGAUUGCGCUGUAAAUAAAGUGGACAUUUUUGACUGAAAUAGAGGAGUUUCCAGGUCAGUUCGACUGGGAAAGCUAGAUUAAACUCUUUGAAAGACAUAAGCACCGUUCCUUUUCACAACUGUAAGGCCUUAGCGAAUAUUUUUAGAGAUGCGGUUCGCACUGAAUUCUAAAUACAGUAGCAAGAUGAUGGAAUCGGUGCACGUCAUAUUUCUAUGACUUAUCGUCACCACUCUUCGUUUUAGCCACAACAUACGUCAAUCUAGCAUGGGCAAGAGGUCACAGGGUGUGAAUGAAAGCAAUGGGAUGAAAUAUAUUUUGUGUAAAAAAGUUUUCCUACUCAGGGGGACAAGUGACGGGGAAGGUUCUUGUCUUCAAAUAAGAAGCACUUAUUUCGUUCUUUCGUUAGUUGCUGCAGAGGAGUGCAUUGGUGCAGUCCCAAGAUCCGAUGCUCCUUUAGCAUAAAGGAAAUGAGGAGACAUCAUUUCUAACUUCUAACUUUAUGGUGAAACUGACUACUGUUUAUCUGUUUAUGUUCAUCCAAAAGCGCAUUCAGCGCCAACUACAAGACGAAGUGAAGAUGUAUUCAAUUUUUAGAGGUGGGAGGAAAACCAUGGAUAAUAUGUUCCAGGGAAAACCCAGACAUUCAGACAGAGACUGAAAACCCAAUCCACAUGCUGACCUUGGUGGGAUUCGAACCCGGGUCGAGGAGGUGGAAGGCGAAGAAAGAGCCACUGCACACCAAGCUGACUCUCAGCGCUUAUAGACCUACAUGUUUGUGGAAGGCUGCGUCAGAAUCUAAGGUCAGUGUCGUUGGUUGUUUCAUUUCUUCCGUGCUGAGGCGAACUUUCAUGAGGAAAAUAAAGCUCUGAAGUUUUUCCCUUUCUGUACGUAAUCGAGAUGGUUGACUCCAGAUUUUCUGUCACUUCUGCUGUGCUGAACUGGUCUGUAUUUUAGUGGGUUUGGAGUAACAGAACCAGAUCCUAAAGGUUUCUAUGAAAUCGGGGGAAAAAUGUUUCAGCCGGUGUUAAGGGUGGGUAACAACAUUAAAAAAACUGAGGAACGAUUAUGUAAAUACCGGUGUUUCACAAUAGUGCGCCUCCAAGAGUUUGUAACGUGUUGACCAAUCACCUUGUGCGACAUCUGUCGACCUAAUGCACGUUUGGAAAGGGUCGACAGAUGUCGCGCCUUAUGAUUGGUGAACGCUUUGCAAACUCUUGGAGGCGCACUGUACUAUUGUGAAACGCCCGUAUUGUCCAAGGCCGUACUUU
Molecule: messenger RNA, 3783 nt
Organism: Acanthaster planci (crown-of-thorns starfish)
Lineage: Eukaryota; Metazoa; Echinodermata; Asteroidea; Valvatida; Acanthasteridae
Cellular component (GO): membrane
Source: RefSeq, a predicted model, not a curated record